AUGCUUUUUCAUGCUCCCCGCACCCCUCCUUGGGCCAGCAGGCUAACCGCAGCCGGCGACUCCUCUCUACGGCCCGCUGUGGUCGAGGAGAGAAGACGGCCGUAUCCUUCUCCAGAAGCCGAGUCCAGCAGCUCCAAGAACACGCCACUGGCGCAGUUUCCCUUUUUCAAGAACUAUGGAGCCGAAAAGAAGACGACGCGAGACGGCCAGCCGCCGAAGAGAAGAGGCCCCAAGCCCGACAGCAAGCCUGCCCUCACGCGCCGCCAAGAACUGAACCGGCAAGCCCAACGAACCCACCGCGAGAGAAAAGAAAUGUACAUCAAAGCGCUGGAGCAAGAAGUCCUGCGCCUGAAAGAACUCUACACCACAUCGACCAAAGAGCGCGACGCCAUCGUGGACGAGAACCGGCGCCUCAAAGAGCUCCUCGCCAUGCACGGCAUCGCGUACGACCUUGCCAGCCCACCCGUAGGCAUGGGCGGGACGUCCAGCUAUGGCGGCAGCAGUUCGCGCGGCUCCCUCUCGGGCAGCUACAACCCCGGCUCCGCAUCGACAGGGUACACGUCGCCGCCGGCAGGUGCCGCAACGAUGGGUAUCGCGCCGCCGCCACCCCAGCAACAGCAGGCAGCCCAUGCCGCCCAGCAGCAGCAGGUGGACUACGCCCAGGUGGGCAUAGACUUUGUCUUAACGCUCGAAAAGCCCUGCAUGGACCACAUGCCGUACCUACUCGAGCGCAGCGCCAGCGCGCCAGACCUGCCAUCGGGGCACGCGCUGAUGGCGACCCACCACCAACAAGACACCCACACGCCCCCAACGGCCCCGGACUCAGCCCCACCUGCAAACCCCUCCCCCCCGGCCGACCUCCUCAAGCUGCUGGACCUCGCGAACAGACUGCCCAUCAUGGAAGGCGAGAUCACGCCUGUGAUGGCGUGGGCGAGCAUUUUAAGGGACGAGCGGGUGCGAAGAGGGGGAUUGGGGAGGGGCGAGUUUGAGUGGUUGAGGGGGGAGCUGGGGGGGAAGGUGAGGUGCUAUGGGUUCGGCGCCGUGCUCGAGGACUUUGAGGUCCGUGACGCUUUGAGCAGUGUUUUUGCUGCCAAGUGCCAGAUCGGCGGCGGUGGCGUGGGCGGCGGGGUUGGUGGUGUUGUCGUUGCGUCGCUCUAG
Molecule: messenger RNA, 1158 nt
Organism: Aplosporella prunicola CBS 121167
Lineage: Eukaryota; Fungi; Ascomycota; Dothideomycetes; Botryosphaeriales; Aplosporellaceae
Exons: 6
Coding region: 1-1158 (385 amino acids)
Cellular component (GO): RNA polymerase II transcription regulator complex
Molecular function (GO): DNA-binding transcription activator activity, RNA polymerase II-specific; transcription cis-regulatory region binding
Source: RefSeq, a predicted model, not a curated record